This is a messenger RNA of Salvelinus sp. IW2-2015, 5337 nucleotides long. RefSeq lists its product as uncharacterized. Gene Ontology annotation, molecular function: DNA-binding transcription factor activity, RNA polymerase II-specific; RNA polymerase II cis-regulatory region sequence-specific DNA binding; protein binding. Lineage: Eukaryota; Metazoa; Chordata; Actinopteri; Salmoniformes; Salmonidae. Gene Ontology annotation, biological process: regulation of transcription by RNA polymerase II. The record is from RefSeq and is a predicted model, not a curated record.
GUUAGAACGAGUUAGGUUGUCAUGUAGUAACCAACAGAAGGUUACGAGUUAAACAAAUAUAUGAUUAUUUGAUCGUCUGACUGGUUUUGCGUAAAGGGAAGAGAUAUGGAAUGAGUCGGAUACCACAGAUGCGAGUCUUGUGUUGUUUUUGGAGACAUUAUUUUGACAUUUUUUAUAUUCGUGGUGAUCGACGAGAUACCUCGCUUCACGCGGUCGUUCAACUCGCGAUGCUGGACAGAUCGCUGCAUCAUCAUGUUGCUUCCGAGUUAGCGAAAGAAAUCACAAGUUACACCAGGGGGGCAGUGAGUCGUCGUCAUUUAGCUACAGAGGCUACCCGACAAUUGCAAGCAGAAAAAGAGGGACGCAUUAGCUACAUCUGUUGAUUUGGCUUGUUGGCACUUCAGUGAUACAUUGUCGCGCCCGGUGAUGUGACCUAAGAAGAUCAGUAAGUGGUUACAUUGUAGCCUAUCACUUGUGUUUAUGCCUGGGAUUGGCUCGAUAUUCCUCCUAAUUUGUUGGGUGGGUGCGAUCGUAAUUAGCCAAUAUUUUGAUUAUGGGCACAGUGGCUGAAUUUGGGAUAAAGAAAAACCAAAGGGCAUUAUUUUUCAAACACAAUUUGCCACUGAAACAGGCUAAUCUAUCCAGACCUAGCCUACAUCGUAAUCAUCUGGAAUAUAGGCAGUUCAUGUGUACUGUUAUUGACUCCAUCAUCAUCAAAUGACCUCUUGGACUUGUCAAGGGAGUGCACAUGUUUAGUGUCUGUUGGAUUACACAAAUUGUGUAGGAUAGCCUAUCGACUCAGACACGACUCUGCUCGGGUUAUGAUCAUGACCCAGGAAUGUAUGUAUAAUCGCCAAAGAGAUGCUGACUUCAUUGAACUAUGCUGGUGACAUUUCUCCUAAAAUAACAAAUAGUUUACAUAGUCUUGUGCUGCUGACUCUUAUUGGAUAGGCUAGGUAUUGAUUUUAGUGGGUAAUUGUGCCACUGUCUCAGUACUUGGUCUGUUUUAACCACACAAUGGAAUACAACAUAAAUAGCCUAUCUAAAUAGGUUGCAAAUGGGUUCAUUUCAAAGUUUCGUUGCAUCCUAUAUGUUCCUGACGUGUGAGUAAUCAUUGGUCACAAUCCACUCCUGUCACUGCAUCCACGUGGAGUUCAUGUAGGUAUACUUGAAAACUUUGGGUUGAGGAAACUUCCAGCCGUGACGCACAGACUGCUCCCUCUGCUGUAGUCCUGCUGCAAAAAGGUGACAGCUUUUUAGUUUUUGCUGUCACACAGCAGAGAGGAAGAGGUAUUGACUCAAUAAGGAAAAAGUAGGCUACAGCAGAUUAAAAACAUCUGUCUAAAAUGGACGGCGACUGCAACUAUAAGAUGCAUUAUGUGAAUGAUGACACAUUUUCUCCAUCCAAACCUCUACUGGACCAAGUGCGGGUGCCCGCGGGGGAGCCCGACGCCCCCAGUGUUCUACAGGGGCGUGGGUCUGUUUAUUGCUCGCCAAACUUUGACAUGAUUGAUGGGCUGCUGUACCGUAAGAAGUUGGAGAGAGGCUUCAUCCACUACCGGGAGGUGCUAGACGAGGACCGACGGCUUGGGGCGAUUGCCACUUUCCACCGGCGGCGGCCAGGCAUGUGCCACCACUCCCUGGAGGAUACGUACAGAUCAGUGGCCGAGAACUACUGGUGGGAGGGGAUGUACUUCCAGAUCCGAGACUUUGUCCGGGGAUGUCCAGCGUGCCUGGAGCAGAGGAACAAGAGACCCAAGAAGCGUGUGGGUGAGAGGCGUCUCUCUCAGACGAUGAUGUCACACAGCCGUGACAUGCUGAGUAAACUGAGGAGCCAGCGGGAGGCGGGGCUGUUCUGUGACAUCACUCUGAGGACUGACGGAUGCUCUUACUCCGCCCACAAGGCGGUGCUGGCAGCGGUGAGCGAGUACUUUCAGGAAUUAUUCACUGAGAUGGACUCCGCCCCUAGCUCCAGGUCUGACAUCGACCUCACAGGUUUCAGUGAGUCUAGCCUGAUGUCUCUGCUGGACUUCUCCUACUCCUCUAUUCUGUGUGUGUCUGAGGAGGACCUUCCAGAGGUCAGCACUAUGGCCCGUCACCUGGGCAUGUGGCCUGCCGUGGAGGCCUGUUCUGCCCUCCAGAGGGAGCAGGGAUACCACGCCGCCCAAUACCCCACCAUGGAGCACCCUGCCCUAGGCUUCUCAUCGCAGAUCCCUGGAUCUCCCCUGGAGCUCCACCACCACCAGAGGGACAGGAAGAGGAAUAGGGGGUUGGCUGGAGAGGGCAGGGAGAGGGUGGCUGGGGGUGGAAGGGUAAAGGGGGUGGAUGAUGGCUUCAGACAGAUUCUGGAUCAGUCCAAUGAGUCGAGGGAGGAGAGCCCGACCAGGCGGUCACCCCGUCGCCCCCCCGGACCCAGCCCCCUCCCCCUAGGGCAGAACGGUCUCCCCCUCAGCCCCACCCGCAGGAUGAAGCUCAUCGACUUCAAAUCUCCGUCUUGUAAAAUAUCUUCUUCCCCUCCAAAAAACGUAUCCUCCAUCCCUCGCUCCCGAAACACCCAAUCUUCCUCCUCCUCGCCCCACACGCGUCUUCUCCGCUCUACUCCCGGGGCCGCCCAGGAAGUCCAGAGACUGCUUCCCAGGACAGAGAGCCCUCGGGGCCGAAAACCUCACCCUGUCCCCCAUCCUGCCUCCACCUCCUCCACACAGAGGGCUGGCUCUGAGGCCCCCAUAGUGAGGGUGAAGCAGGAGGAAGAGGGGGACGAGGAUGAGAAAGAUCAUUUCCGAGCACUGGAGAAGUACCGCCUGAUGAGCGUGCUCGGGUUACAGAGGACGUCCCUCCUCCCCAGACCAGAGGAUCUGAUUGGCUGGAGGCAGAAAAAACGCCUCCGAAAGUUGAAGGUCAAUAACUAUUCAUUGACCAAGAGGAGGAAACCUCGCCCCCAGGCGUCAGGAGGGCUUACGUUCGGGGGGCCGCCCCUGUCACUCCCCCUAUGUACCCCUGCCAAAGCUCACUUCCUGAGCAGGAUCAUAAAGACGGAGCCUGAGUAUCCAAUCAGCAUGGAGGACAUGAGACUGAAGAAACCCAGGCAGCCCCGGCGGUUUCCGCCCAGUGACAGGAGCAUGCGCAGUAAAGUAGUGUUACCAGACCUGCUGCAGCCCGUGUCCAGGCUGGUCUACGGAGGGAGGGAUCUCAGGCGCUCUGUCAGGGGUGUUGAGGCCAGCCACCCCCCUCCACCUCUCCCACCCCGUUCUGGGAACACCAGAGUUCCAAAUCCCAAGAGGAACGUCUCUACUGUCCGGAUCAAACCCGAACCUGCCGACUAUGCCAUCUCAGCACCACCCCUCCCCUCACAUGGCCGACACCCAAACCCACACCUCUCCCCUCCCAGGGCCCACCCCAGGCACAAGUUUACCACAGAAACUGUCAGAGCGCUCCGCUACAACAGCGGGCGUCCGAUGGCCAAAGAUAAGCUGAAGCGGAGUGGCAUGAAGUCUGGGAGAGCCCAGCGUAAGCCCAGAGAGGAGAGCAUGAGGACUGGGAGCAGCCAGGGAGUGAGGAAGAUCAUGGAGAGAGGGCCUGGAGCUAUGAGCAGCAGGAAGACGAGCAGCAUCCUCAGCCCUGAUCCUGUUCCUCCUCCCCUCCACAGCCAUCCUCUGUACAGGGUCAUCAAGGAGGAACCAGCAGACCCUCUACCUGUGGCGGGGUCCUUCCCCGAGCCACCCUCCGUGUCCUCCUCCCCAGAGCUGGGCAAAAGGCAGAUCAAGCCCCCUGUCAAGCUCCUAGACCCAGGCUUCCUCUUCAGCUUCUGCCGGCCGGCAGGAGGGCCCAUGUUGGGGGUGAAGAGGGAGGAGGAGAGUGUGGAUAUCUGCCUAACACGGUCGGUCUCAAGGGUAGAGAGAUUUGGUUCCGGGGGGGCCCCAGCCAGGGUCCUGAGGGCCAGAGGAGGCCUCCCCACUCUCCACAGGGUGAAGAAGGAGAGGGAAGAAAGGAGUGUAAGCCAAAGUCCAACCCAGAGGCAGGGGCCACCAAGGGCUGUCAACUCUCACCAACACAAAUCCCCCCACCUGGAUAGAGCCACAGGGUCAAAGGAUGCUUGCGUUGCUCGGGACAUACCAAAGCUGUGCAAUAAGACAUUCUUCAGGAUGAGGAAUGUGAAGAACCACAUUCGUACCCACGACCAGAGGCUGUAUAAGUGUCGCAGCUGUUUGGCUGCAUCCUGAGACCUGACUGGGGAAGGAGGGUUGAAGCUGUCUACAUUGACUGACGGGAUGAGGAGAGGCACAUUGUUAAACUGCAAGCUUGUAAAUACAAAGCAUCAGUCCACAUCCAAACACAAGGCUACCAGGAGAAAUGUAAUUACUAUUACGAUGAUGAUUAUGAUUAUUCUGGUAAUUCUUGAUUGGUAAUGUUAUUUAAAAAAGCAAACUUAAUUUCUUGUUUGCAUUUUAGGUAGCUACAGGGGUUUAAACUUGAACAUUACACUCAGGGGGUGGGGAAACUGUGAGGUCACUGUAUUUAAAUGGUCGACGACGUCACAGUAUGUAAAUUAGAAUGGAAAUUAUGGAGAAUUAUUAUGAUAAUGAUUACUACUAUUGCUAUCAAUAUUUUUGUAUGUAUAGACUGAAUCUGAGUGCACCUAUACCAUAGCUUUGUUGUAAACCUAAAAUAAGUUGAUGUAAAACAGAGAGGUAGCCGGAGGGCAGUCCCAGGUGGAAAUACUUGAAGGUUCACAGGGGUCGAUUUGGAGAUGGAGUUAGAGAGUGUUUCUUAAAGUCUGUAGACGAGGGGGGUUGUUGGGUUUUUACUCGCUUUGGUGUUCAGAGAUGGUAUGAGUUGGCUAGUAUUGCCUCAUGUAUCAGUUCUCUAGUCUCACCUUUGUCCAGGGUUAGGGUUUGGGAAAGGGGGUAGGAGGGGGGGAAUAGGCCCAAUCACAAAAUGACCCCUAAACACUAUGCACUUGUGGAGAUCGUAGCAGAUUUGAUUGAUUGAAGCAAUAUGGAGAAACUUCCCCAUAGUAGAUCAAAUGGAAAGGUAGAUGUAUUAUCAUAUUUCUUACACAUGUCAUAUCCUCUCAGAUCUCCAUAAGUGCAUAGUCUAGGGGUCCAUUUGGGAUUGGGCCCAUGAGUUAGCUAGUUUUGGGUAAGGGGGUUCUAUGACAUCCCUGCAUGUUUGACUGCAGGUCUGUUUCCUCCCCUUGUCUUUUCGAAUGUUACUAUAUGUCUAUGAAAGGGAAAACUGUCAUGUCUAAAUGUGAAUCUUUAAAAUUACUUUCUCAAUACUGAAGUUUUUUUCUGGAUUAUAUACAGUUUUAUUUGGGCUCGGUAGUCCAGAACGUUU